AUGUCAUCACCGCCAACACAUUCAGCACGAUCACAUUUACGACGAAAUAGCUUGGAAAUUUUACAAUAUGCCAAACGCCUUCAAGAAAAAUACAUCCUUCAUCCAUUUUGGGAUGGAUCAUCAUUCGAUAAAAUUGAUGAAAUAUCUCGCGUACCCGAUGUCGAUAUUGUCGAUGCUGGUUGCUGUAAAUAUCUCUUAAUAGAAGUAAAUAACUGUGGCACAGCCUAUGGACAAUCGAAAUUAGUGGUGCGUGGUGAUGCUUCAUGCACAUAUCAUGCCGAUAUUCUGGAGAAAUUGGAGAAACAAAUCAACACGAAAGAAUUGGUGCUAAAUUGCAAAGGUGGUGGACGUAUACAGGUAGAUCCAGCAACACGAACAAUUUCUGUUUAUGGCCGAUCACAAGAAUUCGGUCGAGCUGAUCAUGAGAAAACUGUGGAAAUUCUCCGAAAAUCGUAUCCACAAUGGACAGUAGACCUAACGGAUGAUGAGUAUUAG
This is a messenger RNA of Adineta ricciae, 495 nucleotides long. The record is from the annotation of a GenBank genome assembly. NCBI's taxonomy places the organism in Eukaryota, Metazoa, Rotifera, Eurotatoria, Adinetida, Adinetidae.